AUGCCGGAUGCCCUGAAUUUUAAAUUGCCCUCUAUCGACGAGUGCUACAGCAAAGCUAACGUCCUGGAGGGGGACUCCAUGGAUCAGGACGUGGAGAGUCCUGUGGCCAUUCACCAGCCAAAGUUGCCUAAGCAAGCUCGAGAUGACCUGCCAAGACACAUCAGCAGAGAUCGGACCAAAAGGAAAAUUCAGAGGUACGUGAGGAAGGAUGGGAAGUGCAACGUCCACCACGGCAAUGUGAGGGAGACCUAUCGUUAUCUAACGGAUAUCUUCACCACCUUGGUGGACCUUAAGUGGCGAUUCAACCUGUUGAUUUUCGUCAUGGUUUACACAGUGACUUGGCUCUUCUUUGGAAUGAUCUGGUGGCUAAUUGCUUAUAUCCGAGGAGAUAUGGACCACAUAGAGGACCCCUCAUGGACUCCCUGUGUCACCAACCUCAACGGGUUUGUCUCUGCUUUUUUAUUUUCAAUAGAGACAGAAACCACCAUCGGGUAUGGCUACCGGGUCAUCACGGACAAGUGCCCAGAGGGAAUUAUUCUCCUCUUAAUCCAGUCUGUGUUGGGCUCCAUUGUCAAUGCAUUCAUGGUGGGAUGUAUGUUUGUAAAAAUAUCUCAACCCAAGAAGAGGGCAGAGACCCUGGUCUUUUCUACCCAUGCAGUGAUCUCUAUGCGGGAUGGGAAACUGUGCCUGAUGUUCCGGGUGGGGGAUCUGAGGAAUUCCCACAUCGUGGAGGCUUCCAUCAGAGCCAAGUUGAUCAAAUCCAAACAGACCUCGGAAGGGGAGUUCAUCCCCUUGAACCAGACAGAUAUCAACGUAGGCUAUUACACAGGAGAUGACCGUCUGUUCCUGGUGUCACCGCUGAUCAUUAGCCAUGAAAUUAACCAACAGAGUCCUUUCUGGGAGAUCUCCAAAGCCCAGCUACCCAAAGAGGAACUGGAAAUUGUGGUCAUCCUAGAAGGAAUGGUGGAAGCCACAGGGAUGACAUGCCAAGCCCGAAGCUCCUACAUCACCAGUGAGAUCCUGUGGGGUUACCGCUUCACACCUGUCCUGACCCUGGAGGAUGGGUUCUAUGAAGUCGACUACAACAGCUUCCAUGAGACCUAUGAGACCAGCACCCCAUCCCUCAGUGCCAAAGAGCUGGCCGAGUUGGCCAGCAGGGCAGAGCUGCCCCUGAGUUGGUCUGUAUCCAGCAAACUAAAUCAACAUGCAGAACUGGAGACCGAGGAGGAAGAAAAGAACCCUGAAGAGCAAACGGAAAGGAAUGGUGAUGUGGCAAACCUAGAGAAUGAAUCCAAAGUUUAGUCUCCUAGCUGGGCAACCCCUUCUCCUCUCCCCCAACACAACG
Messenger RNA from Loxodonta africana (African savanna elephant), 1345 nucleotides. RefSeq names its product potassium inwardly rectifying channel subfamily J member 6 (gene KCNJ6). Lineage: Eukaryota; Metazoa; Chordata; Mammalia; Proboscidea; Elephantidae. The transcript has 3 exons. Gene Ontology annotation, molecular function: G-protein activated inward rectifier potassium channel activity. Gene Ontology annotation, biological process: regulation of monoatomic ion transmembrane transport; potassium ion import across plasma membrane. The record is from RefSeq and is a predicted model, not a curated record. The coding region runs from base 1 to 1302 and encodes 433 amino acids. Gene Ontology annotation, cellular component: plasma membrane.